Molecule: messenger RNA, 5325 nt
Organism: Scophthalmus maximus (turbot)
Lineage: Eukaryota; Metazoa; Chordata; Actinopteri; Pleuronectiformes; Scophthalmidae
Gene: tmem117
Product: transmembrane protein 117
Exons: 9
Coding region: 955-2517 (520 amino acids)
Biological process (GO): intrinsic apoptotic signaling pathway in response to endoplasmic reticulum stress
Source: RefSeq, a predicted model, not a curated record
GUAAAACCAGUGCUCUUGUCACACCCGAGGGCGCACCGGCCGGUCCGCCAGGCCAGCACUUGGUUUAGAUAAAGGCGUCGCCCAUCCAUUCGGACAAGCUAAAGUCACCUCGCGGUGUUCCAGCUCCGUGUCGAGGCGUGACCGGCUGCACGGUGCCGUGGAAAACACACCACAGCAGCCGUGACCUCCGUGACUCGCACACGGGGCUUGACGUGUCACGCGCCUGGAAGUCGCCGAGCAGGGCGCACACACACCACGGUAGCGCGCAGCUAGCUUGGGAGCGGGCGGGCUAACUCCAUGCUAGCGUCUCGUCGCGAUGGACCGCUGCAGGUGCCGAAGCUCGGCCGCGGGAAACCACGCGCUCGCACACGCGCGGAGGCGGCGACACUUGGAGAGCGGAGAGAGGAGCGCGUGUACCUUGAAUGCCCGUCUGGUGUGACAUGGUGUCUGUCGUCGGAUGAGAGGGGGCCGCUGAUUGUAGCUGAUCGGGCGAAAACCAGGGCAGAAGAAGCAGGAAGCGGACUACACCGGCGAGGCCCGCCCCCAGUGUGUCGUCAUCGACGUCGAGCAGCAGCAGCAUCAGCAUCAGCAGCAGGGUCCCAUCAUCAUCAUCAUCAUCAUCAUCAUCAUCCCAGAAGCUGCGCCGUCCGGCGGGAACCCGCUGACCAGGCAUCGGCCGCCUGAGCUCGCGCGCCCGGCGCAUGGACGGUCCGGGACAAUGGCAGGGGAUUUGGGGGUGCCUCUGGCGUGUACCAACAACAGGUCGCAUGGAUAAUCCCUCGUCCAGCCUCCCGUAUCAUCACGUUUUGGGGAUGGUCAGAGCGCCGCUGUCGGCCUGAUGUGGCAGGAGAGCCGUGCGGGGCUUGUCCUCCUGGCAGUCGACUGAGGAGGAGGAGGAGGAGGAGGAGGAGAACGGCGUGGAGCAGGUGUAGUGUGGCUGGGGAGCUCAGCAGGAUGGAAAUAGAUGCCCGUUUUCGCUACUAUUUCCAGCACCCGUGGUCGCGUCUCAUCGUGGCCUACCUCGUCACCUUCUUUAACUUCCUCAUCUUUGCUGAGGACCCCAUCUCUCACAGUCAGACAGAAGCCCAUAUGAUUGUGGUGGGCAACUGCUUCUCCUUCCUGUUCAACAAGUAUCCGGGCCGCGAAUGGAACGCCCUGAAAGUAACGUGCUGGAUACUGGCCAUUAUCUGCGGCCUGGUAGCCGGGAAGUUUAUAUUUCACCGCCAGCUCUUUGGUCGAUACCUGCGCCUGAAAAUGUUCCGCGAGGAUCAUGGCUCCUGGAUGACCAUGUUCUUCAGCACCAUCCUCUUCCUCUUCAUCUUCUCACACAUCUACAACCUUUUCCUGCUGAUGGCUGGGAGCAUGGAGCCUCACAUGGUGACGGAGUACAUGGGCAUCAGGAAUGAGAGCUUUAUGAAGAUUGCCGCGGUGGGGACGUGGAUGGGAGACUUUGUCACUGCUUGGAUGGUGACAGAUAUGAUGCUCCAGGAUCAGCACUAUCCAGACUGGGGCAAAGCAGCCAGAAGAUUCUGGAAACAAGGCAACAACCGGAUUGUUCUCUUCUGGGCAGUGCUCAUCUCUCUGACGUCAGUGGUGGUUCUGGUCAUCAGUACCGACUGGAUCAGCUGGGACAACCUGAACCGUGGCUUCCUGCCCAGCGAUGAGGUCUCCAGAGCCUUCCUGGCCUCCUUUAUCUUGGUCUUCGACCUACUCAUUGUCAUGCAGGACUGGGAGUUCCCUCACUUCAUGGGCGACCUGGAUAUGAAUCUACCAGGAAUGUCAACGACGAGUGUGAAGGUCAAGCUCCCCGUCUGCAAGAGUAUCUUCAAAGAGGAGUACCACAUUCAUAUCACAGGUAAGUGGUUCAACUACGGAAUCAUCUUCCUCGUGCUGAUUUUGGACCUGAACAUGUGGAAGAACCAGAUCUUCUACAAGCCCUACGAAUACGGUCAGUACGUCGGGCCGGGUGAGAAGAUCUUCACGGUGGAGGAGCCGGAAACACUCAGCGACUUCAACCACAGCACACUCACCUACAAGUGGCGCUCCACCAACAUCAACCCCGCCAGCAACCUGAGCUACGUGGAGCGGGACAUGUUUCUCCACAGCCGCUACGUGGGCGCCAGCCUGGACAUCAAGUGCCUGGCCUUCAUCCCGAGCCUGGCGGCGUUCGUCCUUUUCGGGUUCUUUGUCUGGCUGUUCGGGCGCUUUCAGGAGAGCGAGACCUUCACGGAAAAUCAAGAAAAAACGUACGAGAGGAUAAAGAGGAAGUCGCCCUCAGAGCACAGCAAGGACAUGGGUGUGACGCCGGAGGAAACGCAGGUGACGAUGAGUGAGAGUUUAAAACAGUCGGGAACGCCGAUUCUUCUGUCGGUGGACGGGCCGCAUUUUGGAACGACGUCCUCAACGAACUCGACCAUUUCCAUGGAAACCCAAGAGACUCAUCCGAGCAUUAUGAUUGACAGUGCAGCGCUGGAGGAACCGGCGGUCUCUUUUGAAGUCCACAAACUCUCUCCGUGAACUUAUCAGACUUUGAACCUUCUCACUGCCAUUGAAGGGUUAACUGCGUAGUUGGUCAAAGAUUUUCUUUGGAUGAAACCAAGCUGCCACAGAGAGAAGUUUAGAUUCAAGAGGAGGUUGAAAGUGAUAUUCACCAAGCUAAUGCGAUGGCUAUUGCAGUUAUUAAUAUAUUUUUCUAAACCAACCUUUUUAAAAGCCCUGAAAAAUGCCACUGCACCGAUUUUACGGAAUGGAAAUCCAAACAGAAUGCAAACACUUAAUUGACGUGGUGCUCGCUCCAGUUUUGCAUUUUCAUAAUUCAACCUUGUCAUGGUUAACUACUUUGGUGCCUAUAUCAGAGGAGGAUUUCUACUGUUGUGACACUGCAGUUUCACACUUGUGUUACAGCUACAGUCAGUGCCUUGAAGUUUUAAUGUGUUAACAUACAGACAGAGACAUAUUAUGACUGUCUAUACUACUACAGGCAACAAAAUGGAAGAUGUCCCUGUGUGGUCUGCUAUGUUAAUGUUCUAUAUAUGCUUUCAUAUCGUACUGUAUAGACAAUUGUAAUUUGAUCUUCAGACUUCAUAAUUUUAAUUUAUUCUCAUGUGGCAUCUCUCCAUCUCAAUUUUAAAUGCAUCAUUCUUGUUAAAAUGAUAUGAAUGAUAUGAACAUCAAUAUAUUUUGAUUAUGUAUUUAUACACCCUCCCUCGAUAUUAGUUGCAGAGAUAAUGAAUGCAAUCAACAGAGAUCAAGUACCAAAUCAACAAGCCACCUCAUGGUUGCUUAGGCCGCCGCCGCGCCGACACUGAAUACCAACAGAGUGAGGAAGGUGGUUUUGCCCUUGGCAUAAACAUGCAUUUGAAGUGCAGGGGAGGCUCCCGCCCCAGAGUUCGGGGCUUCUUCAUGUCGGGAUAAACUUUGAAAGGUUAAGAAGCAGUUUUGCAGUCGUGGCAAAUGCAUGAAAAGUAUUUAUUUGAAACAUCCCACUGUAAAUUUUUUUUAAUAAUAAUUGAUUUCAAACCCAACUGCAACCUGCAGCUUUUACGUUUACACUGACUUUGAAAGUUUUUGCUAACUUAUUUUUGUUGUUUUUGUUUUGUGUUUUUUUUUUUUUACAUCUUUUCCUUUGCUGUGCCAUUUCUCUAAAAUACAAUUAUUUUGGUCUGGGAAAAAAAAGUGUCCCGAUUGAUUUUUUUGAAAGCUCAAAUAUCAAAUAAAUUAUAACAAAAAUACUAACUUUUCAAUGUAAAUGUUUCAUGUUCUUUGCAUAUAUUAGUAACCAAAGAUAAACAAACCGACCUUUUUAAAACAAAUUAUGAUGCAUUAGAGAAAGGGGAAAAAAAGAAGCAAACUUUAUAGUUUCCUCGCUUAACUAAAUCAAAAAAUAUACAAAUCAAGCCCUAGAGCCAUGACAAAAAAAGGAAUUAUAAUUGAUUAUAUGUACUAUGCAUUAUAAUAUACUGUAAAGUACUUAAAUGUCUUCCUCUAGAAAGUAAAAAAAAUAACCGCACCAUCCCACCUCAGUCCUUAAAGAAAUCUUGUUCAGCAUUAUUCACUUUCAAGGUUUCCUGCUUUGUUGUUUGAGUUUCCUGACUUCAGAUAUCAGAUUACAGUACAGGAGUGUGAAGCCUGGAGUCUGCCAACAGACUUUUACAGUGCAAAAUUAUGAUCAAUUAAUGAAUUGAUCCCUCUUUAAAACACAUUUUGAAUCAGUUAAUUGCAUUCAGGCAUUUAUAAACUCAGGUAAUAAUGAAUAAUCUUAUGAUUAAAGUAUUUUAUUUGCUUCCACAAAUUAAUGAUGGAUUGACAUUUUAAAAUGGAAUUGCAACAUUAAUUACAAAGAAGGCUUUUACUGUACAUAUGACUUCUUGCUUUUCCAUGUGCUUAUGUGAUGCUCUUUUCAUUGUCUAUCUCGCAGUUCAUGUUUCUGCUGCUGUAACAUUGACAGUUUUCAUUUAAUGAUCGUUUCCAUCCACAGACAACGUCAUCAUUUUAAACAUUGUGCCACCUAAUCCAAAGUAGCAGUGAUUGGCCCAAAUAAAGAGCAGCAGGCCAAUCAGAGCUCCUGCUGCUGCUCUUUGGGUUGGAAUUUAAUACAUUUUUAAAUGAGAAACAUCUUACGAGCUUAUACUGUAAUUGGAGCAAACACUAAAUGGAAACCGUAAGAGUUAGACGUGAUUUGUAAAUAUUCCAAAGCUGGAAUAAGAACUUGGGGUUUAUAGAUACACAACAUAACUUUACAUAGCUUUUGUACAUUUAUUUAUGUAUUAAUUGAUUAUUGUUAAGCACUGUUAAACUCCAUACAAUAAUGGUCUGUGUGUAUGUGUGUUUGGUAUUACAUUGUGGGGGCAGAGGUGUCGAUUUGUGUAUUUAAUAGUGCGUGUGUGUGUCUCAAGUGUUUACUACAUUGUUUUUUGACAAAGGCCAUUCUGUGAAGAGGUCAAUUUAUUUUGCAUAAUUGUUUUCCAGCGCUUGGUUCUGUAAUUAUCCUUUUCUACAUCGCAGCUCUAUGAAGACAUUAGACAUUAGUGUUUAACCAAAGGGCAGAACCUCAUAGGACGUAAAGGGAGUCCGAUAUAUAGAUAUAGAUAUAUCUAUAUAUCUAUAGAUAUAUCAAUAUAGAUAUAUAUGUGUCAUGUAUUGUGUUUAGGUUAACAGUGAGGCUUUUCCUUUGUCGCUCACACUUUCAAUUGUGUUGUGUUGCAAAACUGACGCUUUCUUUAGUUCCUGUGGAGGAGAUCUCUUUUCAGUGUUUACUCAGUGUACUGAAUGUCUGUUAAACCUUGUGUGACCAAUAAAUUUAAUAUAUUUGUUAGAUACUAAAAA